Molecule: messenger RNA, 1680 nt
Organism: Phaeodactylum tricornutum CCAP 1055/1
Lineage: Eukaryota; Bacillariophyta; Bacillariophyceae; Surirellales; Neidiaceae
Exons: 1
Coding region: 150-1598 (482 amino acids)
Molecular function (GO): protein binding
Source: RefSeq, a predicted model, not a curated record
UUUCCGUCGUUGUGUCAGCGACUGGUCCGUUUUUGGUGAAGUUCGAGCUUUCCAAGGACAGCCCGCAUCGAUAUACAGUCCUUAUCUGAUACAACUGAAAAGGCAUCGUCUACGCCUUACCGUCCUCGUCACGUAAACUAUUUCGACGCAUGCAAGAGCACGGCGGUCACGUUCCCGAGGACAAAGUCCAGUACUUGGUGAAAACACCUUAUGGUCGGGGACUCGUUGUUAGGUCAAGGAUAGAUCCUCAUCUUGAUGGGACAAUAAAGAGCCGAGAACUCGAGUUGUUGGACUGGAAGAACUUACCUUCAGAAAACGAUACGAACAGCGCCUCCGCUGCGAGAUUAGUUCGCAGUGGGCCCGUGCGACCCGCCACGCUCUUUUCGUCCGCGGACUUUCCUUCGAUUGACCCGGAAGAGCAAAACGAUGUCGAAACUCCAUACGGUCGAGGUCGAGUAACCGCGAUGCGACCGGAAACGAACCAAGUAGUCGUACGGAUCUCGUCUUGGAGGCUGGCAGGUCGAUCGACUGUCACGUGCCACCUCAACAAGAACGUAGUAAAUGUAGUGCGAUCGAAACAGAUAUACGAAAUGUCGACUAUCGAAAAGAUUGAAUACGCCCAAGAACUCAAGCAGGAAGCGAACCGGCUAUUUUCCGGCAAACGUUACCAAGACGCUUUGCAAUUCUACGCCAAAGCAGUCGAUGCGGUUCGGUAUGUCCAACACAAGGCGGACUCCACCAACGAAAUGCGUGCGGAUUUGUUGGUUGUCAUGGUCACUUGUAGCAACAAUGCAGCAACUUCUUGUACCAAACUGCACCAAUGGGACGAAGCCGAAAAGUUUGCGCGGAACGCACUUGUUCUAAUGGAUGCGCUGGAAGACAAACACGGCAAACGAAUUCAUGGGAUACUGCUCAAGGAUGGUUUCCCCGAUAUAAAACUGUUUGGAGAAUGGCGAGUGAAGAGUUGCAUUGUGAUUGCACGUGCGCUGGCCGAAAAAAGUAGCACUGAGGACGCAAUUGCUUCUUUAAAAAAGGCGCACUCGUUCAUCGAAAAAUAUACAGGUGAAGAAAAUAUCAAAAACACCAGUUUACAAUCCUCCAUCAAGCAAUUGCAAAGCUUGGAAAGGGAAAUUAAAAAGUUGCACAAGGCUUGCUUGGAAAGACGCAAGGUGGAGCGAAAAAUGGAAAGGAAACGAGCACAAGCAAUGUUUGGAGCAAAAAAUGCAACGCCAAAAGAGGACGAAAAGAAGGAUGGCAAUUUUAGCAACAAUCCUUCUAAGUUACCAAAGCUAUCUGCUCCGGGGCUUGAAGAUGGUAACCCAGUGACAAAACAUAGUGCCAAAACAUGCAGUCCCUCUAUUCGUUCGGUUCGCUCGGAUGUCUCUGAAAAGAGUACGCAAUCUUUGCGAGGAGAUCUCAAGAGGCGAGUUAGCUUUGCCACCAAGAUAGACGAUCGAGAUGACGACAAGGACGCUGCGAGCGAUGUGCUCGAAUGGUAUCAAGACAGUGAAGUACUAAUCGGCCUGGCGAUCUUUGCUGGAAUGGCACUAACGACGUUUGUUGGACUCAACUACUUCCUCUUCUCCCCAAAACGCUAGUGACUCUGUCAUUAAAAUGAUGCUGAUAGAUAUAGUAUUGCAACUACCUGUAUACUUAAUAUCAACUGUGUAUUUGACUGUG